AUAAAAACUUUUUAGACACAAAAUUCCAUUAAAAAUACUACUGACAAUAUUAAUUCUAUUCGAUAAUUAAAUUUGGGGUUGUGAAAAUUGUUUGCGAAGAGGGGAAUCUCACUGCUCAGAAUGGCCGGAAAGAAGGUUACAGUUGUUGGCUGUGGUAAUUGGGGAACUGCCGCCGCCAAAGUCAUCUCCGAAAACACACCCAAAUUCAACCUCUUCAAUCCCACCGUACGGAUGUGGGUAUUGGAGGAGUUGGUGGAGGGAGUGAAAUUGAGUGAGUUGAUAAACACUACGCAUGAGAAUAAAAAGUAUUUACCGGGGAUUAAGCUGCCAAAUAAUCUCCUCGCCGUACCCGAUCUCAACGAAUGCGUUAAAGACACCGACCUCUUCAUCUUCGUCAUUCCACACCAAUUCGUCAAAAGUACGGCUGUGAAGAUGAGGGAGUGUGGGUUAAUGAAGAAGGAGGCUGUGGCGUUAUCGUUGGUGAAGGGGAUUAUGAUUUUGGAUAAUGAACCCGUUUUAGUCUCUGACGUUAUUGAACGCGAACUCGGGAUCCCUUGCUCCGCUCUCUCCGGGGCCAACGUCGCAAACUGUAUAGCUAGGGAAGAAUUUAGUGAGGCUACGGUGGCGUAUACGACUAGGGAUGAGGGAAGGUUAUGGCAGAGAUUAUUUGACAGGCCUUACUUUAAAAUCCGUUGUAUUAAGGACGUGGCUGGGAUUCAGGUUUACGGCGCGAUUAAGAACGUCGUGGCGCUUUCCGCCGGGUUCUGUGACGGACUUGGACUUGGCUCUAAUACCAAAGCCGCAGUUAUGCGUAUUGGACUCGUUGAAAUACACAAAUUCGCCAAACUCUUCUUUCCAAACACUACUGAGGACGUCGUGUUUGAGAGUGCUGGCGUUGCGGACUUGAUAACGACGUGUAUUGGUGGCAGGAACGUGAGAUGUGCCGCUGAGUUCGCGGCUAAAGAAGGGAAAAGGUCCUGGAACGAAAUCGAACAAGAGUUUCUCAACGGUCAAAAGUUACAAGGCGUAUCGACGUGUCAUGAGGUGUAUGAAGUGUUGAGAACGCAUGACAAAUUGGCCGAAUUUCCGCUGUUUCACGUCACUUAUAAAGUUGCUUUCGAAUCCACACACCCCUCAGAACUCAUCAAAUCGCUCUCCACUGAGGAGUUGGAGAGGUUUGAGUGAUUUGAUUAGCUAUGGGGAGAUGAAUUGGAAAUUAAUUAUCUGGAAAAUAGUUAAAUUAAUUUUUCUUCAAAAUAUAUG
Theileria parva strain Muguga is the source of this 1263-nucleotide messenger RNA. It is a transcript of the gene DHAPRD, whose product is annotated as glycerol-3-phosphate dehydrogenase (NAD(+)). Gene Ontology annotation, cellular component: glycerol-3-phosphate dehydrogenase (FAD) complex; cytosol. Gene Ontology annotation, molecular function: NAD binding; protein homodimerization activity; glycerol-3-phosphate dehydrogenase [NAD(P)+] activity. The transcript is spliced from 8 exons. The coding region runs from base 121 to 1185 and encodes 354 amino acids. Gene Ontology annotation, biological process: carbohydrate metabolic process; glycerol-3-phosphate catabolic process. Lineage: Eukaryota; Apicomplexa; Aconoidasida; Piroplasmida; Theileriidae. The record is from RefSeq and is a predicted model, not a curated record.